This is a messenger RNA of Echinostoma caproni, 792 nucleotides long. The record is from the annotation of a GenBank genome assembly. NCBI's taxonomy places the organism in Eukaryota, Metazoa, Platyhelminthes, Trematoda, Plagiorchiida, Echinostomatidae.
AUGCGAUAUACAAGCACCUUCACAUGCCUCAAACUGGUAACCCUCUUACCGAAAUGCCUUUCAGCGUUUUUCCUUGGAGCCCUUCUGUCCAUCAUCUGGGUAUCCUUCUAUUCUCCUCCACGUGGCCGUCGCCCCACACGAGGACAGACGUUUCCUUCCCCUGUGCUACUGGUUACCGCGCAUCCGGACGAUGAGGCCAUGUUCUUCGCGCCAAUUUUGUUGAGACUGAAGGAUUCCGGUGCUACAGUCGAUCUCCUCUGCCUGUCCACGGGUGACUUUGAGGGUUUGGGUGAUGUACGUGUGGACGAGCUCACCGAUUGUGCAGAACGGCUGGGUCUGCGUGAGGUUCGCGUUAUUUCAUCAAAUCAAUUUCCCGACGAUCCUCGAGUUGAAUGGCCCCAAGCGCGGAUCGAGGAAGUUGUUCGUACCGUGGCCUCGGAAUUUCAGUCCCGAUCCAUCAUCACUUUCGAUCAGUAUGGUGUCAGUUUGCAUCCGAAUCACUGUGCGAUAGCUCGAUCGCUUUUAAAUGCGCGAUUGCGAGUCGGACCGGAUCAACUACCACUUCCUUUAUUCUGUCUGAUUUCGUUCCCUGUCUAUCGGAAGUAUUGUGCACUGGUGGAUUUGAUUCUGUCUAUCAUUGUGCCAACUACCGGCACAAUAUACGUUCCCUUUCAUUUGAUUUCCACCUCGUAUACUGCGAUGCUUGCUCACCGUUCUCAGUUGGUUUGGUUUCGUUGGCUCUAUGUCGCAUUCUCUGUCUACAUGUACAAGAAUAGCUUCAUUCGGGUGUAA